CCACUGCCCCAGAACCACUCCCCUCCAGCCACUGCCCCACAACCACUACCCCUCAACCACUGCCUUACAACCACCCCUCAGCCACUGCCCCACAGCCACUGCCCAGCCCACUGCACCCAGAACCACUGCCCCAGAAACCUGCCCCCAGGAACCACUGCCCUCAGCCACUGCCCCCACACCACUGCCCCCAGCCACUACCCUCCCAGCCACUGCCCCUCAGCCACUGCCCCUUACAGCCACUGCCCACAGCCACUGCCCCUCAGCCACUGCCUCAGCCACCUGCCCCUCAAGCCACUGCCCACAACCACUGCCCUCAGCCACCACCCCUCAACCACUACCCCUCAACCACUGCCCCUCAGCACUACCCCCUCACCCCACUACCCCUCAGCCACUGCCCCUCCAACCACUGCCCUCAGCCACUACCACCACCCCUCAGCCACUACCCCAAACCACUGCCCCUCAACCCCUCAGCCACUACCCCUCAACCACUACCCCUCAACCACUACCCCAAGCCACUACCCCUCCUCCACUGCACCCCUCCAGCCACUACCCCAACACUUCCCUCAGCCCUGCUCCUCAGCCACUGCCCCUCAACCCUGCCCCUCAGCCACUACCCCCAGACCUGCCCCACUGCCCUCAGCCCUGCCCCAACCCCUACCCCUCAACCACUGCCCUCAGCCACUGCCCCACAGGCAACCUGCCCCUCAGCCACUGCCCCAAACCACUACCCCUCAGCCACUGCCCACAACCACUACCCCUCCAGCCACUACCCCUCAGCCACUACCCCUAUAGCCACUGCCCCUCAGCCACUGCCUUAUAACCACUGCCCUCAACCGCCACCCCAGGACCACACCCCCUCAGCCACUGCACCUCAGCCACUGCCCUCAGCCAUGCCCCUCAGCCACUGCCCCACAGCCACCUGCCCCACAGCCACUGCCCGUCAGCCACUGCCCGUCAGCCACUGCCUUACAACCCACUUCCCCCAACCACUGCACCUUACAACCACUACCCCUCAGCCACUACCCCAGAACCACUACCCCUCAACCACUGCCCCACAACCACUGCCUCAUAACCACUGCCUCAGCCACUACCCUCAGCCACUGCCCCACAACCACUGCCCCUCAACCACUGCCCCCAACCACUACCCCUCAGCCACUGCCUUACAGCCACUACCUUACAACCACUCCCCCUGGCCACUGCCCUCAACCACUGCCUCAACCACUCCCCCAGAACCACUGCCCCCCAGAACCACUACCCCUCAGCCACUGCCCACAGCCACUGCCCCUCAACCACUGCCCCCAGCCACUGCCCCUCAGCCACUGCCCCCUGCACUACCCCUCAGCCACUGCCUUGACCACUGCCUCAGCCACUGCCCUCAGCCACUGCCCCUCAGCCACUCCCACAGCCACUGCCCUCAGCCUGCCCCUAGCCACUGCCUUACAACCACUGCCCUCAACCACCUGCCCCAAACCUGCCCCAGAGCCACUGCCCUCAGCCACUGCCUUUAA
Molecule: messenger RNA, 1508 nt
Organism: Homarus americanus (American lobster)
Lineage: Eukaryota; Metazoa; Arthropoda; Malacostraca; Decapoda; Nephropidae
Product: vegetative cell wall protein gp1-like
Exons: 1
Source: RefSeq, a predicted model, not a curated record